AUGGGCAAGGCGCAGUACAAGAAGAAGACCGCCGCCAAGCGUCACAACCCCAUCCGUGUCCCCGAUGCCCAUCUGGGUGCCGGCCGCAUCGACGGCAAGGUCGACUCGGAGAAGGAGAAGCAGAUGAUCCCCGUCAUGGCCAAGCUCCGGUCUGCCGAUUACUCUGACAGGACGUGGGCGUGUGCUGCCAUCUGCAACCUCAUUUCAGGCGACCCCGCUACCCGCCGCCUGUUCCAGGGCAAGAACGUUGUCGGCGAGCUCAUCGAGCGCCUGUCCGACAGCGUCGACGAGGUCGUUGUCGAGGCUUCGGGUGCGCUCCGCAACCUUGCCAUUGACGGUGGUCACGAGAUGUGCGGUGAGAUGUUCAACAAGGGCAUCAUGUCCCACCUCACCACCCUCAUGGGCAAGAUUAGCGGUACCAUUGACGGCGUCCUCGCCGCCAACACCAAGGACCUGUCGGACGAGGAGCUCCAGGCCCGCAAGCACCUGCUCAGCCUGACUGAGAAUGUCAUUUCACUCAUCUGGUCGCUCGCCGACGCGUCCCACAAGACCCUUGCUGCCGUCAACGCCGCUGGCUGCGAGGGUGUGCUCGUCAAGGUCCUCCAGGGCCGCGAUUCUCUCAGCGUCGGUGUCGUGCUCGCCGCUGCCCAGGCUCUGUACGCUCUUACCCAGGACAACUGGACCUUCUCCAAGGCCCUCACCAGCACUCCCGAUGCUAUUUCCACCCUCGUUGAGAUGGCCAACAAGGACCACACCCAGGCCGAAAAGGACCUCAAGGGCAAGGGCAAGGCCAAGAAGGACGGCGACGCCGCCAUGCAGGACGACGACGAGGAGAUUGGCGACGGCCGUGUUCUCCUCACGCGCGUGCUUGUUGUCGGCACCAUUCGCAACAUUGUCCAGCCGGGCUCGUGGGCCGACAAGCAGGUCGGUAUCGCCGCGCUGACCAACGACGCCAUUCUUCCCCUCGUCAACUCGCUGCUUGAUGUCAACCUCGGCAACGUCGUCCAGCGUGUCACCGAGCUCGUCAGCCAAGUGCCAAAGGAGACCGUUCCUCUCGCUGGCAAGAACCUCGGCACCGACCACCGUUCGCCCGCCGAGGUCAAGCUCGAGCGUGUCGAGCGCAUGCUCGUGACGGUCGUUACCGCGCUCGAGGUGCUCACUGGUAUUUGCGCUGGUCUUGAGGACGCCGAGGAGACUAUGGACGAGGACGCCAGUGACGAUGCCGAGGUCGCCGACGACCAGGACAUGGAGGACGCUAUGGGAGACGAGGCUCUGAUCGCGCAGGGCAGGGACCCCCGCGCUGCGGCUGACCAGGCUGCUCCCUCUCCCGUGGUGAACGCCACCUCGCUCCCUCACCUCGUUGGUGCCCUCCGCUUGCCUGAGCGUCUCACCGCUCUGGCUCAGCUCACCCCGCUCUCGUUCCCGCCCACUGGCUCUGAGCCCUCGAUCCACCCGCCCACCACUGCGGCUCUCUCGAGCCUGCACCUGCGCGCCCUCGAGGCCCUCAACAACAUCUUUGUGACUACCCACGCCGCCCUCGCCGGUUCGCCCUCAAGCGAGCUCGUGGGCCUCGCCGCUGCCCUCCCGGCAACUGGACUGUGGGAGGCGCUUUUCGCCAUUGUUUCGGCUGCUGGAUCAGACGCUGCAGCUCUCACCGCCCGUGGGCAGGAGAUGCGCCGUGAGGUCAUGGAGGCCGCCCUCGCCGCGGCCUGGGGUGUGGUCAAGACCUCGCCCGGCACUCUCACCCCGGCUCCUGCCACCGUCCAGAUGCUCAUGGACGUGCUCCCCGCACUCUCGAGCGACGCGGCCCGCGCACGCACGCUCGACACGCUCGCCGGUGUCGCUUCGCGCCCUGGCGUCACUGUCGCGGACAAUGCUGCGAUUGGCGCGUUCCUCAUGACUGCCCUCGCGUCAAACCCUUCCACCGAGAUCACCGUCGCGCUCCUCAACGCCAUCAUCGACGUGUACGCCGACGAGACGCGCGAGUACGACGCCCCCGUGUUUGUCGCUGGCGACUACACCUCCAAGUUGGCCGCGACUGUUGCGCGCGUGCGCAACGCGACGCGCUCGGUCGACAAGAGGAAGCAGCCCGAGCUCCGCAGCCACGCCGAGGAGGCCUACGAGAACCUCACCGCGUUCAUCAAGUACCGCCGCAGCCUCUAG
Apiotrichum porosum is the source of this 2163-nucleotide messenger RNA. RefSeq lists its product as uncharacterized. Lineage: Eukaryota; Fungi; Basidiomycota; Tremellomycetes; Trichosporonales; Trichosporonaceae. Bases 1 to 2163 code for a protein of 720 amino acids. The transcript is spliced from 2 exons. The record is from RefSeq and is a predicted model, not a curated record. Gene Ontology annotation, biological process: protein import into nucleus; ribosomal large subunit biogenesis.